GACAGUCUUGUUUAUUUUGGAACAUUGAUUCAAAGUUUACAUCAGAAAUAUAUAAAUUUAGUUUCGUUUUGAAGGAUUUGUAAAUAUCCCCGAGACACGUGAUAUUGGUAUUGUGUAUUGGUAUUGUAUAUCACCAGAAGUAAAUAUCACAUGUACUGUAUACUGAUAACAACUUGUGGAGGGAGCUAGAAAUAAAAUGGACCCCGCGACAAAGUCUCCGGACCAGGAAGCGCCCACAGGCCUGGUAGUGGAGAGACGUACCCACGCCCUGUCCCAGCUCUUCAAGCUCUCCCUGGUGGCAAUGGGCGUGUCCUGUGUGUCAAUCAUCGUCGGAAUCCUCGUUCUCGUCUACUCCCGAGGAGCCGGGUUUCCCAUCGUCACUGGCGCCCCCGUGUGGUCGGGUGCAGCGGUUCUACUGACCGGUAUACUGGGUGUGUUGGCCUCCAAAUCUGACGUAAACUAUGGUUCCGUUCCACCCCCUAAGGCCCGGUGCUUGUUGAUGGCUCACUACAUCGUCUCCAUCUCCUGCCUGAGUGUCUGUGGGAUCUGUUUUGGCUACUCCCUGGCUGGUCUCUCUGUCUGCCGAGAAGGAGAUCUACAAUGUGGAGUCAACCAUUACCAGGAAGAAAUCCUCAACAUCAUUGCCCUGUGCGUGGCCGUGCUCAUGUUUGUCACUGCCAUCGUCGGCUCCGUGUUCUUCUGUGUAUAUAGGCGACUGUUUGGGCUGUACAAUUUACGAGAGUUACUUUAUCAGGCGAAAAUAGCCGACUUGGAAGGCAGAGUUAGAUCUUUGGAGACUUCGAAUAACCCGGAACAGCAAAGAUUCGGUGGUCAGUACGGGGGGCAGUACAGUUAUAACAGCUUCUCUACCCCUACAGCCCCACCCCCAGCCUACUCCAAAUAAUGCCCGUCCAAUGGACCCGGCAUGGACCUAAUGUGAUUCCAACCUAACAUCCACCUAAUCUUAUGUACCGCGGUCAGCUUCCCAAUCAUGUAUGAGGAUUGAUAAACUAUUAUGAUAUUACCGUUGAUAUUGAGCAUAUACAAAAUGCACCAUAUACUAGUACAUAAAAAUAGUCAUCGGGAAGUCCAGACCAAUCCGUUCUCUGGAAAAAUCAUAUGGUUACCAACACCUGCCAAUCAAAAUUAUCCCUCGGACUCUUUCGGAACAUUUAAAGAUCCACACAUGCUGGUGAUUGUUACUUUUUUUAACAUAUACAUGUAUAGUAUAUAUCUGAUUGAAAUUUACAUCAUAAUAAAAUGUCACAUGCAUAGCAUAUAAAUACCAAGUCUUACAAUGAAUUUCUG
Messenger RNA from Magallana angulata, 1308 nucleotides. RefSeq lists its product as uncharacterized. The transcript has 4 exons. The record is from RefSeq and is a predicted model, not a curated record. Bases 197 to 904 code for a protein of 235 amino acids. Lineage: Eukaryota; Metazoa; Mollusca; Bivalvia; Ostreida; Ostreidae.